CCCUAAAAGCAAAUUUAAGGAAGCUCGCUUCUGAUUUUACAUAAUCUCUCUCCUUUUCUCUGUUUUUCAUGAAAUUGCAGAGAGUUCGUUUUUUCUCCCUUUUUUUCUUCUUUUGUUCUAAUUAAUUAAUUUCUCUCUUAAAAAAUAAGUAUCUCUGAUAAGGUGGUUGGUUGCUUCCUAUAGAAACUACCUAACUGGUAUUUGGUUUUAAUAAUAUUCUCAAGAAUAAGUAUUAAUUCUUUUUGUAAGACUACGAGGAGAGUGUAUUAUUAUACACUUGCAGACACAAGAAGAGGCAUGCCUGUAUCAGGAAAACAGGAGACUGCUGUUAAAUCCCUUGGUGGGCAGUCUGGUCUUAAUAUCGCUGGUGUUCCUGUGAAGAAAAGGAGGUUUAUUUGGCCUGCUUCACCUACACCUGAAGAACAACAACAAUCUUUACUACAAAAUUCGGAAAAUAAUUCUUUAGAGAAACAAGAACAUGGUAGCCCAUCUCCUGAAUCAGAACUUGCAGCAGGUUCUUCUUGCUUAUCUGAUGCAAACAAGAAUAUUUAUCAAGAAGAAAAUAAGAGAAAUUCUGACAAUAUAGUCUCGUCAAAUAGUAAUCAUGAGUUGAGAUUUAGAGUUGAAGAACCCAGCCAAUCUCAGGAGUCUGAUUCCUUGGCUAAGCUUGAUGAUGAUGAGAAGCUUUCAACGGCAGAAAAAUCUGCUAACAUUCUGACUGGGGUUAAACCCCUUGGUGGUGUUCCUAUGAAGAAAAGGAGGUUCUUUCGGCCUUCCUCGCCUCCACCUGAAGAUCAAUCUUCCCUGCAUGUGGGAAAAAGUUCUCUACAGAAAGCACAUGGUAACCUGUCUAAGGAGUCUGCUCUUUCAGAUGCUGGUGUUGCAGUAGGUUCUGUCUUAUCUGAGGAUGACAAGAUUUCUUUGCCAGAGGAUGAUAAGAGAAGCAGCGACAACACUGUGCAGUCUAAUGCUGUAGACUACUCGAGGGUUAAAAUUGAAGAAGCACGCCAUAUAACUCAGUCUAAUGCUAAAGUGGAGAAGCUUAUGGCAGUAGAAAAAUCUGUUAAUAUAAUGGUAAAAUCAACAGAAACUGAAUUGAAUGUAGCACCCAAUAAAUCCCCUUCAGUUCAUGUCAGUAGAAAGAUACUUAAUCAGCAAGUAGAAGGAAGAUGUAAACAGAUAUCUUCAGUUUCUGGGAAUCCUGAAUUGUCAUUAGGUUUAAAGGAACCUCAACUUUCUGCUUUGGAGGAUCAGUGUAAUGAUGCAAGUAGUUGGAAUCAGGGAAACGUAGAACCCGUUUCGUUGAAUUUGUCAUUAAGCAAUAGUGAAAGGAAUUCCCAGCUUGAAUUGGACGAUGUGCAGUCCAAUACUGACAGUUCUAAGAUAUUUGCUGACAGAUCGAAUUGGGAUUUAAAUACUACAAUGGAUACAUGGGAAGCUUCUGUGGGUGAAGAAGCUGCUGGUCAAGUAACAGCUGGUGGUUCAAAGAAAGUGGGUGUUACACAUGAUAUAAAGCCCUUGAUGUCAACAGGGAUGGUUGGAGCCAGUAUUGCUUCUGAAAAGCAACUUUUUAAAGAGAGCGAGUCUAGAACCAGUUUUGCUAGAGCAUCUUCACAAUCUGUUGAAACAUCUAAUUCUGAGGAUCGUCUUCAUUUACGCCUUAGUCCAUCUUUUCUUUCUUUUAACAGCCAGACAUCUUCUAGUUCAUCUGCUAACUUAGACUCCACUUCUGCUGUUCCUAAUAUAAGCUUGUCCAGAGGGUUGUUGUCAGGAGGCAAGACGGUUAAUCCUAGGAUUGUAAAAUCUGAACCAUUUGAUGAAAGCCACAGACCUGAUUCUAUAGGAGCUAAAGCCAAUUCAAUGGUACCAUUAGAUUUUAGGGCAGUGUCAGUGAAGAGUGAAUUACUAGAGAAGGUUGCUCAAGAAGCCCCAAGUGCUGGGAAAUCACUUGAUGCUAAAUCUAUGAAAUCUGAACCAUUUCAUGAGGGUAAUCCAGAGAAACUCAAGAACAUGUAUGGAACAUCACAUCAAUCUAAUAAACAGGUGCUACUAGGUCAUGAUAGCAGAGGACUAUCUACUUGUUCAACAAAUGAACAUGUGAUACAAGGACAGGAUACUGGAGUACAGCCUACUUUUUCAACAGGUGAGCAAGUGGUACAAGGUCACAAUACUAUAAAAAAUCCUACUAGUUCAAUAGGUUCAUCCCUGAAUGGCAAUUUGUCAGACUAUUCAGGACAUCGAGGUGAUGAAGGAGUACAUCUUAGCAAUGAGGCUCCAGAGGAAUCAUGUGAAAGUGCUGAGCAGGUUGCUGCAGAAAUGGGUUCUCUACCUGCGUGUCAGAGUUGUGAUGAAAAUAAAUGUUCUGGGACAGUGGAUGCUGCAGUUUCUGAGAAGAAAAGUGUAGAUAAUUCAGACCAAUGCAAACUGAAAUUCAAGGAUGCAGUUCCCCCUGAUGCACAUCGGAAUGGUGAUGGUACUGUGAGUGAUGACGAAAAGAUUAAUUUGUCUGGUGACAUGCUAGAAGAAGACUCUUAUGGCUCUGAAUACGAGUCUGAUGGUAAUUCUGUGCCUAUGGAUAUAGAAGAAGAUGGUCGAGGACAGGAUGAUUAUGAAGAUGGUGAGGUUCGUGAGCCACAACUGAAUGCUAAAGUGGAGGGUUCUAUUUGUGAGAAAAGAGAAGACAUUAGUCAGGGUGAUUCUGAUGAUACAAAGGUGAAUUCUACAGAACUACGUGCUGAUUUUCAUUCUAGUUCAUCCCAUGCUGAGGGCAAGGACACUAAUGUGGAAGAACCUGUUGAAACAGUUAAAGCUGCUCUUAAAGAUAUUGACGCAAUUCAUGAUAGAAAUACAACUGAUGCUGAUAAAGACGUUUCUAGGGAAGAAUCAUCUGCAGUUGAUAUCGUGGUUAGCAGAGCUGACAAAAGGAAGUUAGUCAAGACUAUUCGAAGAAAACCACUUGACUUGGCAACAAAUAAAGAUAAGGCCCUGGGGACAGAACAGUCCACUAAUCAAGCUGCUUGUGCUACUCAAGGAACAAUACUGGCUGCUACUCAAGGAACAGAUGAGAAUGUUAAGACAAAUGGUGGGGAAAAGAAUGAAUCAGCAUUACCCAAGAUGGAAACAUUGAUAAAUGGUGAUAAUGCGCCUAAGGAUGCAAACAGUGGAGGUAACCAGAGUAGGAUUAUUAACCUGUCUAUAGCUUCUAACAUGUCUUCUUUUGGUAAGACGAGAUCUAUAUCAAGCAAGCCAUUGUCGUUGCGCUCUGGAAGAGAGAGAUUGGAUGUACCACUCGAGGGAGAUCGACUUCAUCCUCGAGGGAGGGAUGAAGCUUAUAAUGAUGGUUCUCAGAAGUUCACAAGAGAAAGGUAUCAGGAGUCCAGAAACUCUAGAUGGAAUUUUAUCCAUGGUAGAGGAAGGCUUGCUAGUAGAAUUGAUUCUCUUCGCAAUGAUAGGGAUUCUGAACGUGAUUGCAUUCCCAGACAUAAAUAUGCAACUGCUGUUGCAGGAUCAGAUACUGAAUUCGUGAAUUAUAAUAUGGGAUCAGAUGGUGUAUUUGCUGGUGGUGUUCGGGGAGGAAGAAAGCUAGUGGAUGAUGAUACACCAAUUUUCCGGCAUUUUUCCUCAAGGAGGCGCUCUCCUGGGAGGAGAGAUGGACCUGCCUCACGUGGACUUCAAAUGGUUCGUAGAGUUCCAAGAAGCAUUGAUGAAGACAAUUCUGAAGUUGUUGGGCUAAGGCAUACUGAGAAGAUCAUGAGGGGUUUUCCCGAUGAUGGUGAAGAGCAUUCAUAUUCGCAUACCCAACCUCCAUAUGAGGGAUUAGAUGGUCCCUUUGUCCAAGGAACUAGGAGCUUUUCUGUCCAGAGAAGGGGUCUUCCUCAAAUGCAUUCUAAAUCUCCAAUCAGAUCUCGUUCUCCUGGUCCAUGGUCUUCCAGGAGACGAUCUCCUGAUGGAUUUGUUGGGCCCCCGGAAUUGCCUCAUCGAAGAUCACCACUUUACAGGAUGGAGAGGAUGAGGUCACCUGAUAACCCAGGUUUUCCUGCAGAUAGGGUGGGUAGGAGGCAUAGUUCCCCAUCAUAUCUGUCUCGACCUAAUGAUCUGAGAGAAAUGGAUCCUAGUCGGGAUCAUGGUCAUCCAAGAUCUAUCAUCUCCAAUAGGAGCCCAACUGGCCGUGGUGGUUUACUCCGAGGCAGUAGGAGAUUUGGUAUUGGGGAUCCUCGAGAAAGGCCAGAGAAUGAGGAAUUCUUUGCAGGGCAUGUGCAUUCUGGUCGGUUUCAUGAGCUUGGUGGGGAUGGAAAUGAAGAGAGAAGAAGGUUUGGUGAGAGACGUGCCCCUGUUCGUUCUUUUAGGCCUCCUUUUAAUGGUACUGAUGGUGAAAAUUUUAAUUUCAAUACAGAAGAUGGUCCUAGGUCCUUUAGAUUCUACCCUGAAGUUGAUCCAGACUUCCAUGAAAGACCCAAUUUGAGGGAAAGGGAAUUUGAUAGGCGGAUAAAAAACCGUCCAGGAAAUGCACCUAGAAGACCAAGAAGCAUUGAAGAACAAGAAGGAAAUUACAGGCAUGGAGGGCAGGUGUUAUAUGAUGAUAGUUUUGAUGAUAUGUCUCGAGUGAAGAGGAAAAGAUUUUGAAUAGAUUAACGUACAUCUGUAAUAAGCGUAGAUCCAGUACUUGUUGCCUUAGUGGAGAUGUGAACUAGAUGGCAGAAUUAGUUGUGGUUAUUCCAGCUGAAUACAGGAAUAGCAGGGCACUGUUCUGUAUGUGGUUCUCAACCAAGUUGUAAGCGCAACAUGAGAUGCUAGCCUGAUUUAAGACCAGAUGCUUGCAACACUGGGCGAUUUGUCUGUGUGAUGUACAUAGAUUUUCUGACAAGUCUUCUGGCAUCCUCAUAUGCUAAUUCUGGAUGUUAGCUGCACUUCUUCGAAGUUCCAUUUGAGCAAGUUUUGUAUUGUCAUAAAUGUGGUGGUAUUUUCUAUGUUUAAGGGUCAUUCCGGUGAAAUCAAUUUUGUAUAUUCUUUGGAGAUCCUCAAACUUCUCAAAGCAUCCUCAGCUUUUUGUGCUGAUUAUUGUGCUUAGUAAGCCAGAGCAGGUAUGCAGUGAGGAACUAUGGAAUUUGAGGAAAGUUUCAAGAAAUCAAUAGAGAUUAACUAAUUCAGAAUUGGCUA
Molecule: messenger RNA, 5157 nt
Organism: Ricinus communis (castor bean)
Lineage: Eukaryota; Viridiplantae; Streptophyta; Magnoliopsida; Malpighiales; Euphorbiaceae
Exons: 5
Coding region: 298-4623 (1441 amino acids)
Source: RefSeq, a predicted model, not a curated record